UCUCAUCUCUAGGGAUCGCAAGGAUUAUUUACAGGGAGCUCGCCAACCAAACACAACAGUCUAAUUUAACCUUUCCAAGUCCUCGUAAAUUUUUACAGCUGCGAGUCACGAGGAGGCAAACGAAUCUGUUGGUCGUUCCCAACUUCCCACCAGCCUGUGUGGCUUCUGAACAAUAACUCCUUAUGAAAUAUCAUAAAUAUAGAUUUAAAUACAGUAGAGCGAGAAUGCGAUUUGGCUGCCUUUUUAUGGCUUCAAUUAUUGUCUAAUUUUAUGUGAGGGGCUCUGCUGGCCGCACUCGCGCGCGGGACCCGCGUCUUGCUGAUGGCGUGAUUAAUUGUGAUAUAAAAUAGUCCGCUUAAGAAGUGUGUGUCUGGUGGUGGCGGUGGGAGGGGAGGGAGUACAGAGGCCAGGCCAGAUUUGAUCUUUUAAUCUUCGUUGGCCACAAUUAAAACAAACCUGAUCGCGGAGCGCCACGAUCCCUUUGCAUAAAAACAUAUGGCUUUUGCUAUAAAAAUUAUGACUGCAAAACACCGGGCCAUUAAUAGCGUGCGGAGUGAUUUACGCGUUAUUGUUCUGCCGGGCGGACACGUGACGCGCGCGGCCAAUGGGGGCGCGGGCGCCGGCAACUUAUUAGAUGACUGUACUUCCCCCCCCCCCCGGUGCCACCAAGUUGUUACAUGAAAUCUGCAGUUUCAUAAUUUCCGCGGGUCGGGCCGGGCCGGCCGGGCGCGGGGCACGGCGAUGGCCACCACCGGGGCCCUUGGCAACUACUACGUGGACUCAUUCCUGCUGGGCGCUGAUGCCGCGGAUGAGCUGGGCGCGGGCCGCUACGCGCCGGGAGCCUUGGGCCAGCCCCCCAGGCAGGCCGCGGCGCUGGCCGAGCACGCCGACUUCAGCCCUUGCAGCUUCCAGUCCAAGGCGGCGGUGUUUGGCGCCUCGUGGAACCCGGUGCACGCGGCGGGCGCCAACGCGGUGCCCGCGGCCGUGUAUCACCACCAUCACCACCACCCCUACGUGCACCCCCAGGCGCCCGUGGCGGCGGCGGCGCCGGACGGCAGGUACAUGCGCUCCUGGCUGGAGCCCACGCCCGGCGCGCUCUCCUUCGCGGGCUUGCCCUCCAGCCGGCCUUAUGGCAUUAAACCUGAACCGCUGUCGGCCAGAAGGGGUGACUGUCCCACGCUUGACACUCACACUUUGUCCCUGACUGACUAUGCUUGUGGUUCUCCUCCAGUUGAUAGAGAAAAACAGCCCAGCGAAGGCGCCUUCUCCGAAAACAAUCCUGAGAAUGAGAGCGGCGGAGACAAGCCCCCCAUCGAUCCCAGUAACCCGGCUGCCAACUGGCUCCAUGCUCGCUCCACGCGGAAGAAACGCUGCCCCUAUACAAAACACCAAACGCUGGAACUAGAGAAGGAAUUUCUGUUCAACAUGUAUCUCACCCGGGACCGCAGGUACGAGGUGGCCCGACUGCUCAACCUUACGGAGAGGCAGGUCAAGAUCUGGUUCCAGAACCGCAGGAUGAAAAUGAAGAAAAUCAACAAGGACCGAGCAAAAGACGAGUGAUGCGACUCGAGUUCAUUUAGAAAAGAGAGAGUGAGCUAGAGAGAAAGAAUUGCCUGUCCUCUUCUCCUAUCCCCACCCAACCCCACCCCACCCCAGCCUCCACCACCCUAAACAAGGCGGUUGAAAACUCCAGGCCUCAUGUCCUAGGCAAACCCUGUUCAGGCUGGUUCCUUGGCCUGCCACUUUGAUGGAGGAGGUAUUGUAAGCUUUCCAUUUUCUAUAAGAUUAAAAAAAAAAGAAAAAAAAAAAAAGGCGGGCAUUAGCGCUGAUGGCUCUAUGUGCUAGCUUGUAUAUAUUAAAAAAAAAAUCUACCUGUUCCUGACUUCAAACAAACAAACAAAAAAAAAAACUACCUUUUUAUAAUGCACAACUAUUGACGGCGGGCUGUAUAGUUUUUAGACUGUGUGUAAUUUAAUUUGCUCUUUGUGCGGCAGAGCGAUCUGCCCAGAUACUUGAAUACUGUGUUUUAUUGUGGUAAUUAUGUUUUGUGACUCAAACUUCUGUGAUGGGUGACGCACCCGUUGUGAUUGUGAAAGCUAGAAUUCGAUUUGAACUCAGGUUGUUUAUGAGGGGAGAAAGCAGUUGCAUAGAGUAUAGCUCUGUAGUGGAAUAUGUCUUCUGUGUAACUAGGCUGUUAACCUUUGACUGUAAACUAGCUGUAAGGAUUUCCCAGUGACAUAAAAGUUUAAAACAAAAAAAGAAAGCGUUCUCCGGGAUGCAUAGAUUCAUGAUUUUCUCCAUUCUUGAAAAGCGGACAUUUUAGUUUCUACAUGCUCUCUAGACCUAUCUUGUCCAUUGUAUGUAUAUAAUCCAUAUAUUAAAGAAAAAGUAAACAGGCUUGAAUGUUGUUUUUGCACCAAACAGUGAGGAAAUUUGGAGCUAUACUACGUAUGUGCAGAUGGUUACUACCUAUGGUUUUCGUUUAAUUUUAAUUGGGGGAAAAAUGAAUGCUUAUUGUAAUGGAGUUAAUUUUAUUGAUAAUAAAUUAUACACUAUGAAACCGCCAUUGGGCUACUGUAGAUUUGUAUCCUUGAUGAAUCUGGGGUUUCCAUCAGGCUGAACGCACACUGUAUAUUUUGCAAUAGUUACCUCAAGGCCUACUGACCAAAUCGUUGUGUUGAAAUGAUAUUUAACUUUUUGCCAAUAAAAUAUAUUGAUUCUUUUCUAA
Bubalus bubalis (water buffalo) is the source of this 2728-nucleotide messenger RNA. It is a transcript of the gene HOXA9, whose product is annotated as homeobox A9. Gene Ontology annotation, molecular function: RNA polymerase II cis-regulatory region sequence-specific DNA binding; DNA-binding transcription factor activity, RNA polymerase II-specific. Lineage: Eukaryota; Metazoa; Chordata; Mammalia; Artiodactyla; Bovidae. The transcript is spliced from 2 exons. Bases 742 to 1560 code for a protein of 272 amino acids. Gene Ontology annotation, cellular component: nucleus. The record is from RefSeq and is a predicted model, not a curated record. Gene Ontology annotation, biological process: proximal/distal pattern formation; anterior/posterior pattern specification; DNA-templated transcription.